Messenger RNA from Fomitopsis serialis, 833 nucleotides. Its product is annotated as ubiquitin-conjugating enzyme/RWD-like protein. The record is from RefSeq and is a predicted model, not a curated record. The coding region runs from base 109 to 651 and encodes 180 amino acids. The transcript has 8 exons. NCBI's taxonomy places the organism in Eukaryota, Fungi, Basidiomycota, Agaricomycetes, Polyporales, Fomitopsidaceae.
UUCAAAACGAACCAAGGUCGACCAUCGACCUUUCUCUGUGACUACGAUCCGCGCACGACCUCUUCACUGCUCUGUAUCAUCUCUUUGCAUACCCUUCUGUACUCUAACAUGGAACAACUCACGAUGUCGCUCGCGCCUGCGCGCACUAGCCAAAAAUCCGCUGUUGCAGGGUCUGGUGGUGAGGGUGCUGGCAGUGUCACGAAACGGCUGAGCAGCGAGCUUAUGACUCUGAUGAUGUCUUCUUCUCCCGGUAUUUCGGCAUUCCCCAAGUCGGAUGCUAACCUGUUUGAUUGGGCGGGGACAAUUGAAGGGGCACCGAGUACGAUCUACGCUGGUCUGACCUUCAAAAUCUCCAUCUCUUUCCCGCCGAACUACCCAUACGCAGCUCCCGUGAUCAAAUUCGACACACCAUGCUAUCAUCCAAAUGUUGACAUAGUAGGAGGCGCGAUCUGCUUGGACAUUCUCCAGGACAAGUGGUCUGCUGUAUACAGCGUCCAGACGAUUCUGCUCUCCCUGCAAUCACUUCUUGGUGAACCGAACAAUGCGUCACCGCUCAACCCAGAUGCUGCUAACCUGUGGGACUCACCUGAAGAGUUCAAGGCGCAACUGAUGAAGCACUACCGUCCCCUUAACGAUGAGGGUUCCGCAUAGCGUGCACGGCUGCCUUCCCCAUUGCCUCAGGUUCAUGUAUCAUGCCCCAUAUCAGCCUCAUUGUUUUCCACAUUGCAUGUUUCUCCCGUCAUCGUUGGUAUUAGGACUUCAUUUGCAUCAUCGGAUUACGGUGCACCAUGUUACAUACAGGAAAAUACAUGCAUGCUAGUGCCCAUCCCACU